Messenger RNA from Didymosphaeria variabile, 474 nucleotides. It is a transcript of the gene UBC13, whose product is annotated as Ubiquitin-conjugating enzyme 13. The transcript is spliced from 3 exons. Gene Ontology annotation, cellular component: nucleus. The coding region runs from base 1 to 474 and encodes 157 amino acids. NCBI's taxonomy places the organism in Eukaryota, Fungi, Ascomycota, Dothideomycetes, Pleosporales, Didymosphaeriaceae. The record is from RefSeq and is a predicted model, not a curated record. Gene Ontology annotation, biological process: protein K63-linked ubiquitination; DNA damage tolerance. Gene Ontology annotation, molecular function: ubiquitin conjugating enzyme activity.
AUGGCCGCCCUUCCAAAGCGUAUCAUAAAGGAAACGGAGAGGCUGUCCAAGGAGCCAGUGCCGGGCAUCUCGGCAGUCCCACACGACGACAACCUGCGCUACUUCGACGUGACUAUCGAUGGCCCCGCCCAGUCACCCUACGAAGGCACGUUGUUGCCUCCUUUCGGGGGCGUGUUCAAACUGGAGCUGUUCCUUCCGGACGACUACCCGAUGACGCCGCCCAAAGUUCGCUUCUUGACCAAGAUCUAUCACCCGAACAUCGACCGCUUGGGCAGGAUCUGCUUGGAUGUGCUCAAGAGCAACUGGUCGCCAGCUCUUCAGAUCCGUACCAUACUCCUGUCCAUCCAGGCUUUGCUGGGCGCUCCGAAUCCGGACGAUCCACUGGCGAACGACGUGGCUCAACAAUGGAAGGAGGACCAGAACCAAGCAAUCGCGACGGCGAAAGAGUGGACCGAGAAGUUCGCAAAGGCAUAG